ACACCUCAAUGUACAGCAAUGUGAGGGAAAGAUUUAAACUGAUAAACCCAAAUAUUGUCCGACCGCAGCAUUAUGAGCAACAGAGGCUCGUGUUAGGGUGAAAACACUCAAAACAAAUGGAUAUUUGUCUCUUUGCAACGUGAUAAACGUCCACAACUGUAGCAGAAGCAGGCUGACGCAGAUCAUAUUGAAAGAUUGAUUGCUUUUGUUCUGCUGGGAAGGGUGAGGAGGCUCCUGAUGGACCUCGGGAUUCCUCUGAAGAUGGAAGAAGCGCGCAGUCGGAAUAAAGAGCGUCUGGAGGCCAGUUUUGCAUGGCUGUGUGAACUGGAGAUGCUGAAGCAGCGGCAGGAGAGUCUGGUCCUCGGCGCCCUGUCGCUCGGGGACUCAGUGCCGGGAUGCCAGGCUUGGGGUGAUGUGGGUCCGGCCCGCGGCGGCAGAGAACAGGAGCAGCUCACUUUAAGACUACAGCUGAACCGACUCCAGGGCACCCCCAGUCUGCUGAUGCUGGCACUGCAACAGCAGCUCAGUGAGUUGAGGAUAGAUUCGGCACUCACAUGUGAGCAAAAUACAGAGGAGGAUUUGGACAGUCCCAGCGCAUCAAGCUCGGGUUUUUAUGAGCAAAGUCAAAGUCUGUCUCCUCCACUGCGUUCUAGUUCCUCUCCAAACCUCACUGCCUCCUGUUACAGGCCCAGAUCUGUGGAUGCCUACAUGCUGGACUGGGAAGGUUAUAUGGAGCCCACAGUACAUGCCACCCUUCCCCGCUCAUUUUCUGCCCCAUACCCCCCACUGGAGGGUAUUGCAGAGGGAAUAGAGGAUGAAGAAGAAGAUGAAGAAAGCCCUCAGUGGGUUACAGAUCUGAUGGCUGAUGGGAAUGAAAGCCUUACUCUCGAGAUGAGCCUUACUUCUGAUCCUGAGGCAGAUCCUACAGUGAAGAUAGAUGAAGGCCCAACCGAAGAGGACAUCCAGCAGGCUAUGCGUGUGGAGACAUACAUCCUGGGACUCCUGCAGCGGCGUCACUUCAGAUCUACAGCAGCACCCGAACAGUGGCAAGACUUACACACAUACCCUCAACUUUCACUUGAUCAAUCGGAAUGGCAGGAAUGGGCACAACUCUCAGAGGAAGAGAACGAGAGCGAGACCCAAGACAGAUAUUACACAAACCUUCCCAGUUCUCAGAUUGGACCAACUUCCCUAAGCAGCGAGGAACCAGAAUCCUCCUUGGAAAUGGAUCAGUAUGGAGUUAAAGAACUCUACGACAGCAGCAACGACUCCCCUCGUCAUCAACCGGUUUAUAGCGAACGCCGUCCCACAAUGUCAGAUACCAUGAAACCACACAUUCACACCUGCUGCAAUCACACCUGUGUACCUAUGUCGUCAACUCCUGAGUCCCGUGAGCAACACCAGCCCGUUCCAUCUCAAAAGUGGGCUCUUCUUCAGUCCCUAACCAGAAGGGUUCCAGAGGAAAGGUGGACAACUCUCGAAGAGAGACAAACCAAGUCAACCAGCCGCUCUCGGUCAGAGGACAGUUGCGUCUCUCAAGGAUGGGUCGCCCAACCAGAGCACAAAUAUUACACUGUGGGACGGGACAUCAGCAGGCAUCAUAGUGAUGAAUUUUACCCAUCCAGUCAGCGACUCUGGUGCUCCUCUGCAGAUCUCAGUCAAGAAGAGGAUGAGGAGAUAUUCAGAGAGGAUGUGCAAGAACUCAGAGUAAAUCAGUUACCAGUCAAACACACUAGUGUUCAGUUUGUGGAGCAGGACCAGAGGUUGCAAGAACGUUCAGAGGCUGCUACUGCACCGCAUGAUGGCUCCGACUCCAGUCUGAGUGAGACUCUCUCUCCAGGGACCAGUUCAGUGUCCAGUGACUCAGAUGAGAGUGGAGGGCUGGUCUGGCCUCAACAACUUCCUCCUCGCUUGCCCCCUUCCUCCUCCUCUUCCUCACAGAAUACCUCCAAUGCUGUGGUCAAGAUUAAAGCCUCGCAUGCUCUCAAAAAGAAGAUCAUGCGUUUUCGUUCAGGCUCCCUCAAACUUAUGACCACUGUAUGAGCCUGACUAUGAACAUCUCUGCCUAUUAUAUGUCUAUUUCUCCACUAAAUUCAUUUGAAAACGUCUCUUAAUCUGCUUUUUAAGUCGUGGCAUAUUGAAUACUGUUUCUGGGUCCAAGUCUCUAGUGAGAAUAUUAACUUUAUGAGCACUCUUCAUGGUGUACACCAGGGGUCCUCAACUCUGGACCUUGAGAUCCACUUUCCUGCAGAGUUUAGCUCCAAUCCUAAUCAAACACACCUGAACAAGCUGCAACUUUGUAUUAAUCCUGAAGAUCUUGAUUAGCUUGUUCAGGUAUACCUUCAACUUUGCAACAAGUUAUACCUGCAAUUUUGUGGUAAUCCUGAAGACCUUGAUUAGCUUGUUCAGGGGUACUUGAUUAGGGUGGAACUAAACUCUGCAGGAAAGUGGAUCUUGAGGUCCAGAGUUGAGAUCCACUGGUGUACACUGUAGUCUCCAUGCUCAUGGUGUCCCAGACACCAAUAUUUCAACGAUUCAGAAAAUUUUAAGGUCAGGAUCAUAAUUUUUCAGUAGUACUACAGCAAACUGGGAGUGCAUAUUAGCACAGUUUCUUGUUUGCUUUUGGCAUCUGAUAGAGUGUUUGGACUCGGAAGCUGUGAGCUGCCGUCAGGCUUCACUGGAUUCACACUUGUUUAUAAGUCCCUCCCCUCUUUGUUUCUAGUUGUAUCUUGUUUUCUUGAUUUUCUACUUCUGGGAUUCUUGUAUUUUUCUUCUUGUUAAUAAAAGAUUUGAUGAGACGCAACCACAAGAUACAAAGCAAACCCACACAAAGCACCCCAAACUCAUUAAAAGAUCACAUCAGAUGUGUUCAAGGAAUAAUUCACCAUAAUUUCAUUCGAAAUGUGUAUGACUGUGUGUUUUCUUCUGUUGAACACAUCAAAUUGAAUUAAAUAAUCCUUACAUAUUUUAAUUGAAUAAUUGAAUAAUCCUUAAUCAAUUACUCAAUUAAAAUACGAAAGGAUUAUUCAAUUUAAUUUUUGAAAUUUUACUAUUACAUUGCAUAAAUCUUAAAGUCCCCCUGUAGCUUGAAUGUAACUCUACACCCUUUCUUCAUUUAGUAUACACAGAUCUAUGAAUAUGCUAAUUAGCCCCGCCUCCACUCACUCGCAUGAGCUCAGAGAUCCACUCGGUGCUUUUUACAACAUCGGUCACAUAAUGGUAAUUAAUAUGAACCUUUUGCUUGACUACGUUAUCAAAGAGCUAAUAAUGUGUUGCUAAUAUUACAUGCUUCAGAGCGCUCAUAGUUAAUGAUAUGCUAAAGCCCGCCGCCAAG
Megalobrama amblycephala (Wuchang bream) is the source of this 3334-nucleotide messenger RNA. Its product is annotated as dapper 1-B. Lineage: Eukaryota; Metazoa; Chordata; Actinopteri; Cypriniformes; Xenocyprididae. Gene Ontology annotation, biological process: negative regulation of canonical Wnt signaling pathway. The transcript has 4 exons. Gene Ontology annotation, cellular component: cytoplasm. The coding region runs from base 238 to 2043 and encodes 601 amino acids. The record is from RefSeq and is a predicted model, not a curated record.